Molecule: messenger RNA, 1551 nt
Organism: Lasiosphaeria miniovina
Lineage: Eukaryota; Fungi; Ascomycota; Sordariomycetes; Sordariales; Lasiosphaeriaceae
Product: eukaryotic mitochondrial regulator protein-domain-containing protein
Exons: 2
Coding region: 80-1168 (362 amino acids)
Biological process (GO): mitochondrial translation
Cellular component (GO): mitochondrial small ribosomal subunit
Molecular function (GO): structural constituent of ribosome
Source: RefSeq, a predicted model, not a curated record
CCAAGAGAAAAAAUUCAGCGAGCAUUUAAACCUACAACCAUCCACGCUCCCCUCACACAAACACCCUCACAAUCGCAGAAUGGCGCCACGGUUACGCAGCGGCGGCAAUGGCCUCUCUCCGCUGCUCCUCACGUGCGUCGAGGGCUUGUCGCAGCGAGGGGGGAGUCGUCCGCUGGCAGGACUGACGGCCAUAAUCCAAAACCAAAGCCAACGCAUAACAACACCCCGAUCCUCGUCGCGCUCACCGCCAUGCUCGGCACCCUUCUCCACGUCGGCUCCCUGCGAGCUCAAUCGCGAGCAGCGCCGUAUGUGGGCCUGGCUCAGAGGCCAAGGCAAGAAGUUCAAGACGGCGCCUGACCCCGACCAGCCCGGCCCCGACGGCGACACAGCACGCGGCAACGGCGGCGGGCCAAACUACGUGGGCAGCUUCGACGGCACCCAGGUCUUCAGAAACAACAAGCUCUUCAAGAGCGAGCCUGUGCUCUCCGAGAAGGCCCGCGAUGCCAUCUUCUCGGCCGUCGUCGAGGACCAGCUGCCCCUCAAGGCCGUCUCCCAGAAGUUCGGCGUCGACAUGCGUCGCAUCGCCGCCGUCGUCCGCAUGAGGUCGAUUGAGCGCAAUUGGAUCGCAUCGAAGAAACCGCUCGCGAAACCCUACCAGAGAGCCGUCUUGGCCAUGCUGCCCCAAGCCGACCUAAACCCGGGGGAGAUGCCGUUCGAGCCCAUCAACGACAUCCACGUGCACAUGGCGACGAUGCAGCAGCUCUUCCACCCGACGUCCGAGUCGCGCCACUUUACACGCCGGGACGCGGCCAAGGCGUUUGGCGCGCACACCCUGCCGCCCGACCACAAGCUGCGCAUCCCCGAGAUGAUCGACCUGGAGCGCAAGCUGGCCAGCGGCGUGCCGUCGGAGGAGGCGCACGACGAGUUCGUGGCCCAGACGGCCAGGACGGAGGCGUCGCGUGCGAAACGGCUCAAGGGACGACGCACUAUGGCAGAGCUCAACAGAACGCGCGUCGCCACGGACCGCUUCGAGUUCCGCUUCGAGAACUUCAACUCGUCGGCCGUCGGCCGCACCGGCCGCGGCCGCACCGCCGUCGGCUGGCGCUACGGCGUGCCGUCGCACGACCGCAAGCCGGACCAGGUCAAGAUUCCCACAAAGAUGGAAUAAACGUCUCCCGUCACCGGGAACGCCGGUUUCUGGAGCGUGGAGAUGUGUAUUUUUAUUACGAUGAAGCCGCGGCAGCAAUCCCCCGGUUAUAUAAUCCCGUGUGUCCCACGUCACAGUCUACUGAUACAAGGGGAGAGGGCAUGCGGCGGGGGAGCAGAGGGCGUCUGUUUAUCUAAGCCCGCCAGGGGGAUUAUUUGCCUAGCAUGGCCCAGCCUCGGUAUUUCCUCUUCUGCGGAGGGUUUUAUUUUUUCCCCCCCUUUUCUGUCAGCCAGACGCGGCAGCUGUAUAUAUGUGUGUAUACUAGCAUUUUAGUACCCAGCAAUGGCAGGCUCUGAUUUUGUCCACAUCUCUGUGCUCGUAGGGGGCUUGUCUUCCUACCUAGG